Molecule: messenger RNA, 1398 nt
Organism: Coffea eugenioides
Lineage: Eukaryota; Viridiplantae; Streptophyta; Magnoliopsida; Gentianales; Rubiaceae
Exons: 1
Coding region: 1-1398 (465 amino acids)
Source: RefSeq, a predicted model, not a curated record
AUGGCGCUGGUUCAAAAGUACGGGAAGCCAGACAUUUUCCUUACAAUGACAUGUAAUCCAGCGUGGAAGGAGAUUCAAGAGAACUUGAAAUACCAUGAAAAAUCACAAGAUCGGCCAGACCUUCUAGCUAGAGUUUUUAGAGCCAAGUUUAAAAUGCUUAAAGCAGAAAUCCUGAAUAAGCAAAUCUUUGGUGAAGUUGCAGCGUGUGUUUAUGUGAUUGAGUUUCAGAAGCGGGGAUUUCCUCAUGCCCAUUUAUUAUUGAUCUUAAAACCUGGUCAUAAACUACUUAACCCGGAGUCAUAUGACAAAAUAGUUUGUGCUGAGCUGCCCGACAAAGAUCGCUAUCCUCACUUGUAUUCUCUUGUUAUCAAACAUAUGAUCCAUGGCCCUUGUGGGACCAUGGAUAAAUCUUGCCCUUGCAUAAGAGAUGGAACCUGUAAAAAUCGCUAUCCAAAGAACUUUUGUGCUCAAACGACCCAUGGUGAGGAUACUUAUCCAUAUUACAGAAGAAGAGAUGACGGCAAGAGUAUCAGAGUUCGCAGAUUUACUCUUGACAAUAGGUGGGUUGUGCCAUAUAACCCUUACCUACUUGCUUUAUUUGAUUGCCACAUCAACGUGGAAAUCUGUUCGACUCUUAAACUCGUGAAGUACUUGUAUAAGUAUGUUUUCAAAGGACAUGAUCUGGUGAGCUUUAAGAUUAUUUCUUGUGAAUCAGUCAAUGAUGUUGAUGAAAUAAGAGACUUUCAGAAAGGUAGAUGGGUUUCACCUCCGGAAGCUUUUUGGCGCAUUUAUGAAUUCAAACUCAGUGAAAUGACUCCAGCAGUUUACACUCUUCAAGUUCACCUUCCAGACCAGCAAUUUGUUUCCUUCGACAAGCAUUCUGACCUGUUGCAAUUACUGAGCAAAGUUGAUUUUUCUAAAACAAUGUUAACUCAGUUUUUCCACAUGAACAGAACAAAUCAAAGAGCACAAACCCUGAAAUGCUUCUAUAGAGAUUUCCCUGAACAUUUUGUCUGGUCUCCCAAAUAUAAAGAGUGGACUGAACGAAAGCGUAGAAAAGUCAUUGGCCGGAUGGUGACUGUUAGUCCGAAAGAAGGAGAGAGGUAUUAUUUGAGGUUGCUUUUAACUCACAUUGCUGGACCGACGCCUUUUGAAGCCCUUUUGUCUGUUAACGGACAGAGAUUAGCUUCGUUUAGAGAGUCCGCUUUAGCUCUCGGCCUUCUGCAGUCUGAUGCGUACAUAGAGGACACACUUCAGGAAGCAGUGGCGUUUCAAAUGCCGUCCUCAUUGCGUCUAUUGUUUGCCACUCUCCUUGUGUACUGUUCUCCCACGAAUCCUAGGUUGCUUUGGGAGAACUUUGAACUCGACCUUUCUGCCGACUACCAUCACCGGCAGUAG